Molecule: messenger RNA, 4063 nt
Organism: Anopheles merus
Lineage: Eukaryota; Metazoa; Arthropoda; Insecta; Diptera; Culicidae
Product: neuropeptide SIFamide receptor-like
Exons: 8
Coding region: 1225-3240 (671 amino acids)
Biological process (GO): G protein-coupled receptor signaling pathway
Cellular component (GO): membrane
Molecular function (GO): peptide binding; neuropeptide Y receptor activity
Source: RefSeq, a predicted model, not a curated record
CAUAUCGUGCGCCCGGAUCAUCGUCCUCCUCCGUGCUCAAAAUCCGACACGACACGGCCAGGGUUCCGGGUAUUCCAAUUUCCUUCUCCGGUGGGUUUUUUUUUUCUUCAUCAUUUUCGCUGCUCGAUUUGGUACAGCGUGCGCCUGUGGCACACAUAUCUGUUGCUUGGCCACACCAGCGUGUGUUUGCUGCAGUUUGCUCACCUCAGCGUUGCUACACACAUCCCCUUUUUCCGCACGGGGAGCUUCUUGUGUGCAGGUCAGUAACAUCCAGUUCUUAGCCAUCAGCCAACAACAGCUCGCCAGCAAAUGGAAGGAUCACGCCUGGAAGGAAACGGAGCUUGAACAUUGCUGGUCGUGAAAUUGUGUGUGUGUGUGUGUGUGUGUGUGUGAGUGAGUGUGUUGUGCAACGGGAUCAUAAAACAUGCUCCACGCUUCGUGGCUACCCCAAAGCGCUUAGAACCAACAAACAGGCAGGCUGUGUGGCUCUGGGACGAGCGAAAAUAGGUCACAUUUUUGUGCCGUAGCCGUAUCAUCCACAGCGCAGCUUUCGAAGCUCCCGAAGUCGGUGCAGUGUUUUGGGAGGGAUACAUGAUCCUCAACCGUAAUAUAAUUAACACAGCAUUGUUGUGGUGCGUCUGUGGAGAGAGAAAAAGAAACGAGAAUAAUUGUGAAUUGUACGAGUGUGUGUGUGCGUGUUUGUGUGCGGUGCAUUGUGUAGGAAAGUUGUAUGCUCGGCGUGCAAUGCCGUUUGGCACGCAGUGAACGCGCAUUUCUGAACGCAAACGAACCAAUUUGACGCGUACCCCGGCGAAGAACAGCUUCGUGUACGGUGGCUUCUUGAGUGGGUGGCUGCUCUAUCAGUAUCCAGCGUAGAAUCGCGCUUGCACUGUGUUUUAUGCCGCCUCGCUCGGGCUGGUGGCUUUGUGUGUGGAAAACAUGAGCAGCAAUAGAUCGGCGCUGGUGCGGAGUCCGUGGCUCGAUCGUCAGUGCGAGCCCCAGUGUUGUCGCAUCGAGUGUAGCUCAGUCCCGUCCAGCACUAGCUGGGCGUAGAGGGAACGGGGCGGGAGCGAGGAGCCGUUGUUUUCCUCCGACUUUCCCUCCGGUGUGUGUGUGUGUGUGCUCGGAUCGUUGAACACUCGCGUGGCAACAGAUGUGCGACCGUGCGGCCCCGCGCCUGGUACCCUGAACGAAAAAGUGCCCUUUUGCUAGCCGGUCCCCGGGAUGGAGCUGGGCGGCGAGGUGUUUACGAUGGGGCUGGCCCUCAAGCUGCAGAAGGUGCCACCGGGCUCCGGGAUGGCCGAUUUCACCGAGCUCCGUCGGGAAAACUCCAACACUGCCACCUUCGCCAGCGACUGGGACAGCUAUCAGAGUCCGAAUGUAGCGGCAGGCAACGACACGGCCGGCCCGUUCGAGGAGUAUGAACUGUUCUACCGGCACUCCUACACGAUGACCGCCGUCUACUGUGUCGCGUACUUUAUCGUCUUCAUCGUCGGGCUGGUCGGGAACAGUUUCGUGAUCGCGGUCGUCUUUCGGGCACCGCGUAUGCGGACGGUUACGAACUUCUUCAUCGUGAACCUGGCGGUCGCGGACGUGCUGGUGAUAGUGUUCUGUCUGCCCGCAACCCUGAUGAGCAACAUCUUCGUGCCAUGGAUGCUCGGAUGGUUGAUGUGCAAAACGGUGCCGUACAUACAGGGAGUGUCCGUGGCAGCAUCCGUCUACAGCUUGAUAGCCGUUUCGCUGGAUCGCUUCCUUGCCAUCUGGUGGCCGCUGAAGCUGCAGAUCACGAAACGACGGGCCCGGUUUAUGAUCGUGUGCAUCUGGAUCAUUGCACUGAGCUCCACCGUGCCGUGGGCGCUGUUUUUCGACCUCGUGCCGAUCAUCCCGGAAGCGCCCGACAUCAAGCUGUGCGUCGAGGUGUGGCCACCCGGGACGGACGGGGCGCUCUACUUUCUGCUCGCGAAUCUUGUUGCCUGUUAUCUGCUGCCGAUGACGCUUAUCACCAUCUGUUAUAUACUGAUCUGGAUCAAGGUCUGGCGCCGCUCUAUACCGGGCGACUCGAAGGACGCCCAGAUGGACCGGAUGCAGCAAAAGUCCAAAAUCAAAGUUGUUAAAAUGCUUGUUGUAGUUGUUAUACUGUUCGUUCUUUCCUGGUUACCUCUGUACGUUAUCUUCGCCCGCAUCAAGCUGGGCGGGGCGCUCGAGAGCAGCGAGGAGGAGCUGCUACAGAUCGCCACCCCGAUCGCCCAGUGGCUCGGUGCGUCCAACUCCUGCAUCAAUCCCAUCCUGUACGCGUUCUUCAACAAGAAGUACCGCAAGGGCUUCGCGGCCAUCAUACGAUCGCGCAAGUGCUGCGGACGGCUGCGAUACUACGAAACGGUAGCGAUCGCUUCCUCCUCGACCAGCACGCGCAAGUCCUCGCACUACCACAACAGCCAGAAACGGGCCGGCGGCAGCCCCUCGGUCAAGUCGGCGGACGUGGUGUCGUACAUCUACGAGGAGAAGGGUGGCCGGAAGCACCACGCCAUCUCGAAGCAGAACAGCGACCUGUCGCGGCACAUGCUGCUCAAGCAGGACAGCAGCAUAUCGCGGCAGUCGCUGCUGCUGAAGCAGGAUAGCGUUGCCUCACGAUCGGCGAUCCUGUACCGGCAGGACAGUGACAAUUCGCGCCAGAUGCUGCUGAAGCAGGACAGCAACAGCUCGCGAGACAUGCUGUCCAAGCAGUGCUCGGCCUCGGACUCGAUAUCGCGCCAGGACUCGCAGAUCUCGUACAUCGAGCCGCCGCGCAAGGGCAUCCUGUGCAAGCAGGACACGCAGAUCUCGUACAUCGAGCACGGCGGCCCGGUCGGCACGCUGGUGAACGGGGGCGGCCCGCCCGCCCCCAGCAAGAAGUACUCCGCGUCGCUCUCCUCCCAGGACAGCGUGCUCUCGAUCAUCGAGCACAAGCGCCACAAGCUGGUGAAGCAGGACUCGAUCUUUUCCUUCAACGAGCCGAAAUCAGUGUACGAAAGUGCCACGCCGGCCCCGUUCAAGCGGCACCAGCUCGUGAAGCAGCACUCCGUCAUAUCGUUCGCGGAUCAGAAGCGGGGCGGCAGCCUGACCAAGCAGGACUCGGUCACCACCAUACACCGGGCGGGCAAUGGCGAAGGGCCCUACAUUUCCUCCAUCCUGAAGAAGACCGAUUCGCAGUGCAGCUCCGCGUCGCCGGUGCGCAAAAAUAUUGGAUUUUUCGAAGGUUAGGAAAUGCGACCGAGAGUGACACAGAGAGAGAGAGAGAAAGAGCGGGAGAGAGCAAGUAAGCAAAUCAUUUGAAUCAAAUCGAGAGAACUGAAAACUUUUAAAAAGUGUGUGAGCAGUAUUUGAUGUUUUACCACAAAGCAAGGGAGGAAAUGGACCCCAUUUUAGUGGAGAAGUAAUGAAGGUGGUUCGAGAACGUUUUGGCCCCACACAUCGUAUCCCUGACCUGAGCAAUCCCCUGACCUUGUUCCAUUUAUCCUUACUCCAGAGGUGGUUUUUUGAGAGGUACGUGAAGGUCUAAUAUGUGUCCAGUGUGAAUUGCUUUUUUUCGAUGAGCUUUUUUUACUACAUUACAACUUGUAUUCCUGCCAGAUUGCAUGUUCAAAUUAGGGAAAACCAUAUUUCAAACCCAAAGUAGCAGCAUUUCUCCCUUGUUUUCAUUUAAGAUAAAUUGAUGCUCUUUCGUAAUUCAUCAAGGGCUUUCCCCUUAAUUUUGUAUAAUUUAUACACUUACUUUAUUUAAUUUAAGUUAGCUGGGAUGCUUUAAUGAGUAGUUCCUUCUUUAACGACUUUUUAUAACAAUUUGAUCCAUUGUUAAAAAAUUGUUUUGAAAAUGGUGCUAAAAUUGCAAUUCGUUCUAAAGCUAACAAAAUGAUAGAUAGGGGAAGGUAGGCAAAGACGGACACUGCGGGUAAGAUGGACACUUAUCAUAAAUGCAUGCAAAAAGUAAUGUCGAAUACUUCAAUAAUGCAGCAGGCAAACUGAAAGUAAAACAACACAUUUGAGAACAUUUUUGACAUAAUAGCCGGCAUCGCGAAUAAAUGAA